AUGAAGCUCCACGCAUCGCUUACAUUGCUGCUUCUUCUCUCGUUGACCUCAGGGCCGUGGUUAGCCGUAGCCGGCGGCAAGGAGUCAGGAGGCCUACCUGACGGAUCCACAUGCUACUACGACAAGAACUAUACCCCCAUCAAGCCCUACUGCAAGCGAGAUUUCGGGUGUGUGGUGACCAAGGUGAUUCGCAACUCGCCGCAUUUCAAGUUCAAGGGUGAAUGCGCCUCCGACGUUCCUCUGGACCAGAUAACCAAGCGGUUCUGCAUGUUCCGCUCCGUGAUGUUCGCGCCGGGGACCAGCGGCAUCACGGCGACGUCCAUGUGCCCGCACUGCACGUGCCGGCAGCUCAAGGGCGGCCCCACAUGCUUGUGUCCGCUGGGCAAGCUGUGCAAGCAGGACGCGGUGGGGCGAUGGAAGGACGGCACGCGAUGCAGAGACACCAGGCAGAACCAGUGUGAAGUAUCACGGGUGGUGAACGGCUCAUACGUUGGCAACUGCAUCAACCCUGCUCAGGGUCCAAACGAGUGCAUCAGUGCAGGACCAGGGUGGGGUCCCAUUUUUGUGAGGAACAGGGCUCACAACAUUACCAAGACUGGUGAUCUAUGCCAACGCUGUUCCUGCAUGAAAGGACAGUUUGUCAACUGCAAGCCUGUGCCUGGAUGUGCCA
This is a messenger RNA of Closterium sp. NIES-65, 670 nucleotides long. The record is from the annotation of a GenBank genome assembly. NCBI's taxonomy places the organism in Eukaryota, Viridiplantae, Streptophyta, Zygnematophyceae, Desmidiales, Closteriaceae.